Messenger RNA from Schistosoma intercalatum, 2133 nucleotides. The record is from the annotation of a GenBank genome assembly. Lineage: Eukaryota; Metazoa; Platyhelminthes; Trematoda; Strigeidida; Schistosomatidae.
AUGCUCGGUUUUCGACUGAUUGCAUUCCUAAUAUUUUACGCUUCGGUUUAUUGUGAGAAUUUUAAUGAAGAACUUCUCAUCAAAGAUCUUGGUCAUGGAUAUACAGCAUUCCAUUUCAAUUUUGCCGCUACAACUUCAGAGUCUGUUUUCCAUUCAAAGCACUAUAACAUUCUUCCGAAACCCAUCAUUCAAAUCCUAAAAAAAUAUGAUGUGGAUGAAUUCCACCUUUCUAUCUCAAGAGGGAUAUGGGAUGAACGUUGGGGUAGUAACUUUAUUUCAGUUUCCCCUUCUGGAGCUGAACUAUGGGCAUGGUUUGGAAGUCAAACUACCAGUGUUGAUCAAUCAUGGUUUAAAUUAACACAUGCUCUUUCGGGAUUAUUCUGUGCUUCUUUAAACCGACUAUCUACAAAUGAACAUUUUGCUUCUCCGAUCCACUCUUACAAGCCAUCUGGAGUACCGAAAUUCAGUAGAGUUUCUAAGGAGGUCAGAUAUUCUCAGCUACCUGGUGAGGCUUUGUGCAGUGAGAAUUUGACUCCAUGGACCAAGUACUUACCAUGUAAAUCAUUUUCCGGUUUGGGAAGCUUGUUGCGUUCAACUUCACUGUUUAAGUCAAAUUACAACACCAUGACUAUUGGAGUUAGACGAGUGUGUUUGGAUUUAGAAUGUCACGAAAUCGGGUUAGAGCUGAUGGAAACCCUGACGGUUGUCUUUGACAGAAGUUUGUUGUUUGCGAAAAGAACGUCUCCUUGGUCUAUCAGAAGUAUCCUUGGUUCGGAAUUCAAAGGAUUUUGCGAUGCAGCAAACACUAGUCGCGUGUUCAUCCUUGCUUCAUAUGAAGAUAUGAAUAUCCCUUUAGAUAAUAAACUGAAAGUCGACUGUUUGGAUAAUCGUGUUCUAGCUGCGUAUUCGACAAAAGAUCUAUCUACACAAUUCAUAUCUUUUCCUUUCAAAACUAGUGGAAAAAAGUCCUCUACAGAGCAUUCACCUCUUGUUUCAGCUACCAAACAUAUCACUGGUUCUGGAAGUGUAAGGGGUGGAGUCAAAGUUUUCCUGACUAGUAGAGCUGACUUCAACUUAAAGAUAGUUUAUUUUGAUUUAAUUCCGUGGUACACACAAGUUUUUUUCAGUUCCUUAAAAAUCUACGGUUUGGAUCCCAAAACACAAAACAAAACAGUGAUUACUCCAAACUGGUUGGCAGUUAAACCAAGCUUGGCUAGGAAACGUAUGGGCAGUAUUGAAUUAGUAAUCACUUUGCCUGCUCUUAAUCAGCUAAUCAUUACUUAUGAGUUUCGGAAAGUUUUACAACGCUGGAAUGAAUUUCCUCCUGACGCCAAUCAUGGCUUUUUCGUUCCUGCAGCAACUGUUUCGUAUGUUUUAAACAGCGAACAAAUAUAUUAUUUAAACAAAACAAAACAUACAGCAUUCCACAAUUUGAAUCUCCCGAAUUGGGCCAGUAGUUACAAUCAGUUUUUCAAUACAACUCAUUCUGCACCUCAGGAUGGUUUUGUUCGUCUACACACUCCUGUAUCUCUGGUCACAAUGCCAACACCAGAUUUCAAGACAGAUAUUUCAAUUUCAAGGGAUCAAAUGAACUCUUCCCUGGGUUAUGGUCACUAUACCUGGAAGUGUGCAGAAGCCUUGUCUGAUUUUCUGGUGAAGUAUCCUGAGGUAGUCAGAGGGCUUCGAGUUCUCGAACUCGGUGCUGGCACAGGACUUUGUGGAAUUACUGCAGCUAUUCUCGGGGCUCUUCAUGUUCGAUUCACUGAUAAAGACACGACAUAUUCGGAUAAACUACAUCUUAAUGCUCAGCUGAAUGGAAUCAAAAAUUAUGAUUUUACUCCAUUAGAUUGGAACUAUCCCCUCGACUGGUCAGGUGGGAUCUUCGAUACCAUUUUAGCAUCUGAUUGUUUGUAUGAUAAGGAAGUAUAUGAACCGUUUUUGAAGACUGCAACUUUACAACUAAGAGUAAACAACAAUGCGUCUUUACUUCUUUCUUUCGAAAAUCGGAGCAGUUCUUUUACAGACCUCUCAGUUUUGUUUAAGAAAUAUGGUCUCAAGGCCGAUGUUCUAACUACACCUAGUAAUUCGUUCAGAAAUAUCCAUUUAUUGCGUGUUACCUCUAGUCAGCAAUAA